Messenger RNA from Penicillium maclennaniae, 312 nucleotides. RefSeq names its product CENP-S family protein. Gene Ontology annotation, molecular function: chromatin binding; protein heterodimerization activity. The record is from RefSeq and is a predicted model, not a curated record. Gene Ontology annotation, cellular component: FANCM-MHF complex; Fanconi anaemia nuclear complex. Bases 1 to 312 code for a protein of 103 amino acids. The transcript is spliced from 4 exons. Lineage: Eukaryota; Fungi; Ascomycota; Eurotiomycetes; Eurotiales; Aspergillaceae. Gene Ontology annotation, biological process: replication fork processing; resolution of meiotic recombination intermediates.
AUGGAGACCGAUGAAGCUGGACUCAAGGAGCGCUUGAAAUCUGCCUUGUGGAUGUCCGUGGGCCAGAUCGUGGACGAGGAGACGAUGAAGCUGGGCGUCAAUGCCACGCCGCAGUUCAUCGGUGCUCUGACGGAGAUGGUGUGGGCUCAAAUUGAAACAGUCAGCCAGGACCUAGAGACGUUUGCCAAGCAUGCCGGAAGGUCAACUGUCAAUGUGACAGACGUGAUGCUACUUGCUCGCCGCAACGAGGGGCUAAAUUCGAUUCUCCUUGCUUUUUUGGAACAGCAAAAUUCAUUUGAGGAAACUUCCUGA